AUGUUCGAACCCCCGGAAAAGAAGGCCGCCCACGGCGUGUUUAUGCGCCACGUGGUGCUCGUCACCUCGGGCCUCCUCUCCUUCAUCUUCGUCUUGGUUCUCACCACCGGAGCCAACAUAUGGCAUCUCCGAGACGUGUUUUCUGGAAGAGAAAAGAACAAUGUUCCCAAGGACAACAACGGCUCGGAAAAGUACAGGCCGCAGCAGCCGUACCCGGACAUGAAGAAGCUCAAGGUCACGCGGGACUUGCGCUACUAUGCCCAGCAGCUAGGGCUCGAUUUGGAGGAAUACGACAUCACCACAAAAGACGGGUACAUUUUGCCAUUGCACCGGCUCGUGGACCCGGCGGAGUCGGAGGCGGAGCGGGACCGGAAAACGCCCAUUUUGCUCCAGCACGGGCUUCUAUCGGCCUCGGGCGCCUGGCUAGCUCCGGGACGAAACUCGCUUCCAUACUACUUUCUUCACCAGGGCUUUGAUGUGUGGUUGGGCAACAACAGAUGUGAAUUCAAGCCCCGCCAUGCCACGCUCAAGGGCAAUCUCAUGCACAACGAGGAGUUUUGGGACUGGGAUAUCCGGGUUUUCGCUGCUUUUGACCUUCCAUGUAUCAUAGACAAUGUGCUUUCCAGAAAGCCCAACCACGAGCAAUUGUACCUUGUGGGCCACUCCCAGGGGUGUACACAGUCGUUCCUUUUGUUCCGGAACCCGGCUUUGGCGGAGUACCACCGGAAAAUCAUCCAUUUCUUCGCUUUAGCUCCAGCCAUCUUUCCUGGUCUGUUGUUCCACGACCGUUCGUUCAUUAAGUUUAUUCACAACCGCUCGCCCACAGCGUACAAGCUCAUUUUUGGCAAAGGCGUCUUCAUCGGCUUCCUCGGCUGGAGCAGACGCUACAUCGGUACCACCAAGCUCUACUCCAUUCUUUCGUACCAGAUGUUCAAGUACUUGUUCGGGUGGAAUAUCCGCAAUAACUACAAGGACAAGAAGGUGCAGCACAUUCAGUUUGUGAUGAACGUGUCGUACAUUUCCGCCAAGCUCAUGUCGUGGUGGCUUUCGUACUCUGUGGAGGAGGGUUUCCUGAACCAGCUUCAAACAAAGGAGGCUUAUGCCAACGGCGACAACUACGCCUUCACGCCCGUUUCUACAAACGAAGACGAAGAGAAGCAGAUCGGCACGCCUCUGCCGAAUCUCGAUAGAAGCUACUCCAGAACCCAGGAGCAGCAGGAUAUUCCCGUUUCCGACGAAAAGACCUUCUUUCCAUACAAGUUUGAGUGGUUCUCCUUCAACAAAAAACCCGAGGACGUCACGCCCAUGACCAUCUUCAUCUGCGGCGAAGACUACCUUGUGGAUGGCCGCCGGUUGGCUUCUCAUAUGACGCAUUACGAACGCAGACUCUACAAAGAGGGCCAGAACCUCAAGGUUUACGAUUUGCCCACCUACAACCAUCUCGAUGUGAUCUGGGCGCAAGACUGUAUUGGCGAGAUUGGUAUUGAGGUGGCCAAGGAGAUUAAAAAAGAUGAGGAGGCCAGAGACGUUGAGCCUGAGGUUCCCAGUGGGUCACAGGAAAAGAUUCAGGAGCCGUAUGAGUCCGUCUUGGAUCCUGCAAAAGUACCCAUUGAAGCGCAGGCGUGA
This is a messenger RNA of Candidozyma duobushaemuli, 1626 nucleotides long. Its product is annotated as sterol esterase. The record is from RefSeq and is a predicted model, not a curated record. Bases 1 to 1626 code for a protein of 541 amino acids. Gene Ontology annotation, biological process: lipid metabolic process. NCBI's taxonomy places the organism in Eukaryota, Fungi, Ascomycota, Pichiomycetes, Serinales, Metschnikowiaceae. The transcript has a single exon.